Ahaetulla prasina is the source of this 2741-nucleotide messenger RNA. RefSeq names its product E3 SUMO-protein ligase KIAA1586-like. The record is from RefSeq and is a predicted model, not a curated record. Gene Ontology annotation, molecular function: SUMO ligase activity. Gene Ontology annotation, biological process: protein sumoylation. The transcript has 3 exons. The coding region runs from base 983 to 2368 and encodes 461 amino acids. Lineage: Eukaryota; Metazoa; Chordata; Lepidosauria; Squamata; Colubridae.
CGGGAGGAGCCUCUCUCCUGGGCGGAGCGGGAAAGCGCGGGAGUUUCGGCGAGCGGGGAAUCUUUACCCGGCUGUUGGACGGAGAAGGAGACGUGGAAAAGGCGCGUUUGGCCGGGAAAAAAACGGAGCGUCGGAGUUACCUGCCCCGUGCGCUGUUUCCAGCCUAGCAAAUUGAGCGUCUUCCACGAAUAAGGACCAUCGGAGCGGAUUCGCUGUUGGGAGUCCCCACGUGGAGACACAGCCGGAGGAGGUGGACUGAAAAUAAAGCUCGGAAGAAUCGGGUGUACUACUACUUAGUUAAGAUUUGAAUUUUCCAGCUGGGAGACGCAGUGGAAGGAUUCAGACAGAAGCAGCUGCGUGAAAGCCAGAACCUUUUAUUUUUGUUUCUCUUCCUGGGGCUAGCUAACUAAGCUUAGCCCUUAAAAGGAUGAAAAGGCAACUGAAUUUGUCAGAUUUUUUCAAUAAGAAACCAAAAUUGGAGUCAGUUGUAUCAGAAUUGACCUUGGAUGGCACAAAACAGUCACAAGCACAACCACUCGAACCUGAAGAAAGCAGCACAUCAAUUAUUGCAGUAAAAAAUGAUAACUCCAAAAUUAAUGAGAUACAACAAGCUUCUCUAAGGAAAAAAAUGAAAGAAAAAAUUUCAUCAGAAGCCCAUAAUGUUGGUAAAGAGAACUUAGAACAAUGUGAGCAGGCUUCGGUAACAAAAGGAAUAGAUGAGAUGAAUGAAAAAUAUUUAUGUACUACUUGUAGAGUGUUUAAUACAGUUUACAGUCUAGCAAAAAAUUGUAAACCGUUUUCAGAUAUAAAAAAAGAGAUAGAAGUGCAAAUUAAAAAUGGAUUAGAUAUGGGAAUAGGAUUACAUUCACGUACAACUGCUGUGAAAGUAGUUGAUUUCAUUGCAAAGGAAAUUUAAAAAGAAAAAUUUACUAAAAUUAUUGAAAAUAAUCUGAAAAUAAAUUUGAUUAUUAAUGAAACCUCAAUGAUACCUUGUAAGCCAGUUGUUAUAGUUUUCUUAAAAGUGGAGGAUUCAGUUACAUCACCAACAAUUUUCGUUGAGCUAGUUGAAUUGGAAAAACAAGAUGCAGACACAAUAUGUUCUUCAGUUAUGGAAAGUUUAAAUAAUGUUGGGCUUACUAAGAACUACCUAGAAAAAAAUUUAAUAGGAUUUUGCUCUGAUGGUGCCAGCGUUAUGCUUGGGCGAAAAUCUGGAGUGAGCACUAGGAUAGCUAAAGAGUUUCCAAACAUAAUAAUAUGGCACGGUUUAAACCAUCACCUCCAUCUUGCUUUAGAUGAUUUGAUAAAAGAAAUAAAGGAAGUAAAACAUUUUAAAAUAUUUAUUGAUAAGAUACUUACUAUUUUUUAUCAAUCCAAUAAGAACCAAAUUGAAUUUGCCAAAAUAGCUGAACAACUUGGAAUUGAAAUUAUAAAGAUUGGUAGUGUUUUGGGACCAAGAUGGGCUGCCUGUAGUUUAAAGUCAACCCUAGCUGUGUGGCACGCUUAUCCAGCACUACAUCACUAUUUUUAUUCAAAUAAAAAGUACUUAAGUAUGGCUGCCCAUCUCGAAAAUAUAUAUUUUAUAACUGACUUGGCAUUGAUGAUUGAUAUUUUAAAUGAAAUUUCUCAUCUUUCAGAUGCACUACAAGCAAAAAAUAUAGACAUAAUAAAGGCUGAAAAACUCAUGAUAAGAUCUAUUAAAGCAUUUCAGACGCUUGGAAAGGAAAAGGGACUGUACGAAAAAAAAGUUGAUGAAUUAAUUACUUCAGAAACUUUCAAAAAUAUAAAAUUUGUAGAAAAUCAGAGAUUUGUCGGGCUUCCUCGGGAAAGACUUUUAGAAAACAUCACAGUGAAUUUGGGAAAAAAACUAAUCGAUUGUGAACAUUUAAAAGCAAGUUGUAGCCAAUUUCCAGAUAGUAAUAUAUUACAAUUUCUCAAAUUUUUGGAGCCAGAUUACUGGAAUAUUGAAGAAGUUGAUGUUCCAUGGCAAGCAGCUGAAGAACAAUUGCAUGUAUUUAAUGACAUUUUUAAUGAUCAAAUUGAUAUUAAUGAUUAUCGAGAUUUCGUGGAAAAUGUUUUAAAAAAUUCCCGGAACUAUGAUACUCCUGACAGCGUUCAAAGAGCUAAAAAUAUUAUAAGAACAAUUGCUGUAAGUUCAGCAGAAGUGGAAAGGGUUUUUUCAAAGAUGAACAUAAUAUGUUCAAGGAAGAGAACCCGCCUAACUGUUUCUAAUAUAUCAAAUACAAUGACUAUUAGUCUAAUCGGCCUACCUCCAAAGGAAUGGGAUCCUACUCCUACAGUGAAAAGAUGGUUAAGGAUACAUCGGUCAGCUGAUGAUGCUCGGGUAAAAGUGAAGAAAAUUGCAAGUUAGGACGCCAAUCAAGAAGCCAUAUGUAAAUACCUUACAUCACAGUUUUAUUGUUUUGUCAGCUAUUUAAUAUUUUCUUCAUUAAUAUUUUAAAACUCUUAUAACAUCUAGUUUUGUGUACCUCUUGUUGUUUUAUUUAAAUAUUAAAUGCAUGAAAUAAACUACCUUUCGGUAUAUGGGUUUUUUUAAUACUUAAAACGGUCAUUAGGGCAGAAAACUGGUUGUUAAAUUAUUUGAAUCCCGCCAUUGCAGGUAGCCCUCAACAUUCAUGAUUGAACCCAGAAUUAUGGUCGUAAGUCACACUGAUGGUUAGGUAGAUCAUCAUAUGACCACGCAUAACUUUACAGCCUUUGUUUUGGUGGUUGUAAGCAAAUGC